Arabis nemorensis is the source of this 210-nucleotide messenger RNA. Lineage: Eukaryota; Viridiplantae; Streptophyta; Magnoliopsida; Brassicales; Brassicaceae. The record is from the annotation of a GenBank genome assembly.
AUGCAAGAAACCACAGUAGCUCCAUCAAUCCAACAAGCCAUGCCUGGAUUGAUCGAGGCAAACGCGGCGAUUAACAAUGCACAACGCAGAGAUCGCAACAACCCUCGAUUCAAUGUUGCUCUGAAAUCAGAUGCAGAGGAUAAAGGAAAACCUCAAGUUGACUUGCCUGGUGCAGAAAUUGGAAAGGUCCGUCUCCGGUUUGCUCCAUAA